UUUUAUCACACUGGAUUAGGGGUUUAGUGCUGACAUAGUUUAAACAUUAAUAUUUGCCUAUUUAAGCCACAUGCACCAGCACAGCCUGGCCACAGAAGUAAUCACCAUGGCUGAGUUCGGAGAUGUCAUAAGUGCUCUGGGGGAGUUUGGGCUAUACCAGAAACUGCUGAUACUGUUGCUCUCCCUCCCGCUCCUUCUUAAUCCUUUCCAAAUGAUUGGCCAAGUGUUCAUGGUUGUGGAGGUUCCCCACCACUGUGACACCAGCUGGAUCCUCACUGUCGGCCCCAACCUGACGCAGGAAGAGCAGCUGAACCUCACCCUGCCCCGGGAUGCGGACGGGCAGUACGAGCAGUGCUCCAUGUACUCCCCAGUGGACUGGGACCUGGACUCCAUCCUGACAUAUGGCCUGAACGCCACGCAGAAGUGCAGCAGUGGCUGGGUGUACCCCUCAGCAGAGCCACCCUCCCUGCUGACCGAGUUUGACCUGGUGUGUGACAGGACGGUCCUGAACGACAUCUCCCAGUCCAUCUACAUGGCUGGGCUUCUCGUGGGAGCCAUGUUCUUUGGGAUGCUAAGUGACAGGAUCGGCCGCCGGCCAGUCUUUCUUAUCUGCGUGCUCCUCCAGGGCGUGUUUGGUCUAGCAGUUGCCUUUGUGCCCCAUUUUUAUGUCUACAUGGCCAUCAGGUGUGUCGUGGGGGCUGCAGUGUCAGGAAUUAUGAUUACUGUGGUGUCCCUGGCCACAGAAUGGGUUGGAAUCUCCUUCCGGCCAAAGUCAGUCCUUAUUGCUCACACUGCUUUUGCCAUCGGACAGAUGAUGGUGGCUGGGCUGAGCUACGGAAUCCGCAACUGGAGGCUGCUGGAGAUUGCAGGAUCCGCUCCUCUGUUUGCUCUUUUCUUCUACGUCUGGGUGCUCCCAGAGUCAGCUCGGUGGCUGGUGACCAAAGGCAGGAUGGAGGAAGCCAAGAAGCUCCUUCAGAAGGCGGCGGCCACCAACAAGCGCAGCCUCCCGGCAGGACUCCUGGAGCAGUUGGAGCCUGAGAAACAGACCAAGUCUGGAAGUCUUCUGGAUCUCUUUCGGAAGAGGCACCUGCGGAAGGUGACUUUGAUCAUGUUGUGCGUCUGGUUUGCAGACAGCAUUGUCUACUAUGGACUGGGCCUUAGUGUGACAAGUUUUGGUCUGGACAUCUACCUGACACAGCUGGCCUUUGGGGCCGUGGAGCUUCCAGCUCGGCUUUGCCUCAUUUUCCUGCUGGAGUGGUUCGGGAGGAAGAAAGUGCAGGCCAUACUGCUGAUGCUGGCUGGCCUGAUGUGUCUCAUCCUCACUGGCAUUCCUGAAGACCAGCCCGUGGCCAUCACCGUCCUGGCCAUCAUCGGCAAGUUCACAGCCACGGCCGCUUUCUCCGUCUCCUACGUCUACGCCGCAGAGCUCUUCCCCACGGUCGUCAGGUGA
This is a messenger RNA of Empidonax traillii (willow flycatcher), 1450 nucleotides long. Its product is annotated as solute carrier family 22 member 13-like. The transcript is spliced from 8 exons. Bases 71 to 1450 code for a protein of 459 amino acids. NCBI's taxonomy places the organism in Eukaryota, Metazoa, Chordata, Aves, Passeriformes, Tyrannidae. The record is from RefSeq and is a predicted model, not a curated record. Gene Ontology annotation, cellular component: membrane. Gene Ontology annotation, molecular function: transmembrane transporter activity. Gene Ontology annotation, biological process: transmembrane transport.